Molecule: messenger RNA, 5187 nt
Organism: Galleria mellonella (greater wax moth)
Lineage: Eukaryota; Metazoa; Arthropoda; Insecta; Lepidoptera; Pyralidae
Gene: ckn
Product: caskin-2
Exons: 12
Coding region: 320-2929 (869 amino acids)
Biological process (GO): cell surface receptor protein tyrosine phosphatase signaling pathway; axonogenesis
Cellular component (GO): focal adhesion; axon
Molecular function (GO): protein phosphatase binding; signaling adaptor activity
Source: RefSeq, a predicted model, not a curated record
CACGCCUGCAGUCACGCGGCGUUGACGCGCGUCGCAGCAUGUUUGCGUGGGUGUAGAUCGCUUCGUGAUAAACAAUCUCUGUUUUUAUAUUUUAUCAGUCAAGUGUUUAAAAUAAGCAGUUUUGUGAAAGACCAGCAUGAACGUCACGUCCCGUGUUAAACAAUUUGUGGUUAGUGUGGAAUAAAUGAGAGUGUUGCGUCUCUGUGUGUGUUUUGUUGUUACUGCGUCCGGAGGCAGGAUUUUAGCCGUGUAGUUGAAGGUCUAGGGCCGGCAUGAGAAAAAUAAACGGUAUCCGCUAAAUAUUGGCCAUCCAUUUACAAUGACGAUAGAUAGAGCUGGUCGACCUCCCGCUCCCCGAAGAGUGUCAUCCACGUACAGGAGUUAUGACGAACUCGGUACAAUAGAUCGCGCUAGACCUUUGAGGUACCGUCAUGGUGGCAUAGAGGAUUUGACUGGAAUAGAACAACCUAAAAUGUACAGAACGUACGAUACAAAGAAUCUAGAUGACAUUACUGUCAUUAGCUCUGAAGAGAUACAAAAGCCGAAGAGAAAAACUAUUGAGGGUCUCGCGUAUGGGUUCAGAAGAACUUUCUCUGUUCGGAGCCGAAGAGAGUCUGAAGGAAUACCGCUAGACACUUUCAAUGUCACGUGUGAGGAAAAUUUCGCAACUGUCAGAGGUGCACCUUUUGGGAGACGAAGGUCAUUGUCUAGAGAUAGAGGCUCAUCUCUACUAACUAGAAGUUCAUCUGAAGGUGACGUGAGGAUUCAAACCGCCCGGGCUCCGCCUGCUGCACCCAUGCCUCGACUACAUCGCUGCAUCCGCGCUCUCGGCGGCAGUUGGAAGAACCUUCUUUUAUUGGGCGGGAUGUCUCGCGGUGGCAGUGGGGCCGGCAAGACGGCUACUGCCAAGCGCGUGCCGCCUCCAGCGGUCCCUGGCGAUGCGUUUGGCACACCGCAGCACAGGCAUUCCGGCUCAAGCUUCGGCUCGCAAGGUUACGCCUCUUGCGAGGAGCAGCCCUACCCGCAGCCCCCAGACACACCGUCGCAUACACGAGAUGACCAUUCAGACUAUGGCAGUACGGUAUCUGGGGUGUCUGGUGUCAGUGGUGCCAGCGGGAGCCUGGGCAAGAGUCCAGCAGGCGGCGGCACCUUCACCUUCCCCCCACCAUCACAGCCGCUUACGCACAAAGCUGCCGUGUACUACCACCACCAGUUGGCGCUCAGUGAUGACCAGGGGAUCGAUAUGACGCAGAGUCCCGGCCGCGACAGCCCCGGCUCGUCAUCAGGCUCAGCAGGAUCAGGCUCGCGGCACUCAUCUGCGUCACUGGACAGCGGGCGUGCGUCAGGCCGCGGGCCGCAUUUGCACCACGCUGCUUGUCCAUGCGGAGACGCAGCAGACCGCGUGCGGGCCAUGAUCACACAAGGGCUUCCCGACCCAGAUAUAAUCCACGCGUGGCUAGCUGACCUCCAAAUGGAAGAGUAUGCAAGGCUGUUCAUAGAUGCGGGAUAUGACUUGCCCACUGUCACGAGAAUGACGCCAGAAGAUCUGACGGCGGUCGGCAUCAAGAAACCCAACCACCGCAAGCGGUUAAAGGCAGAGCUCGCUAAUUUGAACGUUCCUGAUAAUUUACCUGAUUAUAUACCUGGUUCCUUAGAGGAAUGGCUUCGGCUUCUUCGGCUGGAGGAGUACGGGCCGGCGCUGGUCGCGCAGGGCUACCGGACCGUGCAUGACGUCACACAGCUCGCCUGGGAGGAUUUAGAAGACAUGGGCAUAGUACGUCUAGGUCACCAAAAGAAAAUAUUACUGGCUAUAAAAAGAGUAAAAGAUAUCAGGGCAGGCAAAAGGAGCAUCAGCAAUCAGGGUUCCCUUGACUUUACAAGGCUACAACCUGGCCAGGAUUUAUAUCCGAGGCAGCUACAUUACCAGCCUUGGGGAUCAGCGAGGAGUUACCAUAAACCCCCCGAUCUAACCUUUGACGCUCUACCAACGCCCCUAUGUGGCACUGAUUUGGUCCCUAUACAGAUCCGUCAUCCCCGCGGCAAGUCGCUGGAGAGUCUAGAAGACCCCUCUGAAAGGACAUCGCACACGACCUUCUCUCCUGACGCGGGAUUUUAUUAUGGCGGGGGACAAUGGCGGCGGUCAUACGAUGAUGGCGACAUAACGCCGACGAACGACAGCUCGUACGAGGGAGGCGGGACGCUGCCCCGUCCCAGGGGACUGGUGCGGCCGCGGCCCGUCGCCAAGAUACAAGCGACGCCCGCGUACAGGGACAAGUCUCCGGACUAUGCCUACGACGAGAUCGCGUACUCGGCGAGACUGCAGCGCGUCGCAUACGGGGCGAGUCCGCAUGUGGCCAGGAAACCCCCGCCUGAGCCCCCAAAGCGGCAGAGUUCACAGUAUGCACCAUUCAGGUUCGGACAGACGACAGUGGAAAUCCACCCGGAGAAGAGCCUUCCCCUGAGCCUGCCCGCGUACCCGAGCUCGGACUCGCUGAGCGUGUCUCUGGACAGCACGGGGCUGCUGCCGCCGCCGCCUGCACCCGCCUCGCCCCCUCGCCGUUACGAAGAAGACAAGCUAAGGACUGGAUCCGACGCUAGUUUUAAGUCAAGUUCCAGCACUGAAUCAGAUAGCAUCCCAUUUGCCAACGAAAAUGCGGGAACGAUAAAGCAGAACCGAGGUCAAAUAGCAGGAAGGCCUCAUACGGUCGACUAUGGCCGCACAGGGAUAGGACUUUCCAAUCUGCCACCAAGAAAUACACCAGACAUCAAACCUACGACCCCUCACUCCCUCCCUGAACACAAGGACGAAGGGAAAAGUACCGAGCCGGCGGAUGUCCUGAACGACAUUGGAAACAUGCUUGCCAACCUUACGGACGAACUCGACGCCAUGUUGGAAGAAGAAAAGCGCCAAGGGCUCACCGAUUCCUAAUAUGGUUUGUUACAUUUGCAAUAAUUUCUACUCGAAUACAUACACUUUUGAAGUAAUAGAAAUUCCAAAGAAGUCUAUCAUUGGCAAUCUAUCAAGUUGAUAAUCCUAUUUGUUUUAAGUUAUCUUAGAGUCAUUAUACCUAAUUAGAGACACUUCCAAAAAAUAUUCCGAUAUCCUUGCAAGUUAAUCCAUUCUCUUUGGUAGCGCCUCUCAGAAAUAAUACGCAAGAAAAAUGAAAUAGCAAUCAAGGUUUCCUUCAAAGACUUUCAGUCAUACAUAUGCUAUAAUAGCUUAGCACGAAUUUUCUAUACAGACAUGAUCACAUCUUGCCUUCGCUGCGAAAAUAUCUAACAUUAACCUAUAUUCUGUAAGUUUUAUAAUGACUUAGCAUUUGUACCAGUUAAAUAAAUAUUAAAUAAACAUUUUUUUAACGUGCUAAUUUCGUGGGUAGUAUGUUUUCGUCGCUCAUUAUUUAAUGUCAUUAAGUUCCUUGUUGUAUACAUAACAGAUGUAACGGUUUCAUUUCACGUUGCGAUAGUGAAAAUUAGACAUAGACAAAUCCAAAAACAGAAUGAAAAGUGGCUAUUUUUGUAAAUAUUGUUUUACUUAAAUUAUGUCAUAGAUAAAAUAUAUCCCUGUAGCUAGUUUUUCAUGUACAAUAAAAUUGUAGAGUACUCGAUUAUGGUGUAGCAUGGACUAGUUAGAAUUUAUACAAAAAUAUUAGCCUAGUUAUAGUGUGAAAAUUAGGAGUUACGUAAUAAAUGUAUCAUAGACUCAUAUGGAUAUUGAUAGAACCUCAUAGACAUUAUAUGUUAAUAUUCUUGUACUUCAUUAAACAUGCUCCAUAUUGAGAAAUUCAAUUGCUUUCGUAGAUUACAUACAUCUAGAUAGAGAUAAAUCUUGCUAUAUGAAAGUUUAAAAGUAUAGCAUUUAUUAAUAAUAUAAAUAAAUGAAAUGACAAUUUAUGUGAUAAAUUUCACCAAUUCCAAAAAACGGACUAUUUUUUAAACUCAUCCGUUACAGUCGAAAUUUCUGUUGAGAUAUUCUAUCUAGAUGUUGUUGAUCUACUUGCACAUUAUGGAAAUGCAGGUCGAAGAGCUUAGCAAUAAUAUUCCUGCCCAAAUCGACAGCUUCCCAGAAUUAUCUAGACACGCUUCCUGUAUAGCGAAAUUAAACUUUGAAUCUGUAAAGUUCAAAGAUCACAAAGUAAUUUAGUUUGUUCCAUAAUAAAAUAAUGCCCAUCAAAGUGAUAUUUAGCGGCCAUAAAAUAAUUAACUUUUCAUACCUACCGUUAAGACAGCAAAUCUCUUUUUACAAAUAGCAUAAUUGCUCUUGUUUUUUAACUAUGUAUUCUCGCAUCUCAUUUCAUGAUUCAAACCGUGCCUACUUCUACAAGUAUAGUAAUGAAUUAACAUUGUCUUAGUACAAUGUACCUAAUUAAAAUUUGUUACUGAUCUUUUUCCCUGAUGAGUAAAACAAAUUAAGGGACGAUUUCUAUCGACUAUUGGGUAUUUCUAUUCAGUUUAGGUUUUGUACAUCGUACUGCCAAAUUACGUCCUCAAUUAAAAUUCUCAUCACUUAUUUUCAAUAUCAUAAAUUCGUUUGACAGUAUCUUGUCUUCAAUUAGAUUUAGUAAACGAUCCAUGGCAAUAAUCAGUCAUAUAAAAUUGACAAUAAUAAUUAAUAGCCGCUGACCCACUUUACAGUCAUCUCCACGUUUAAUACCUAAAUUAAAUAAAAAAACAUAGUUGAUAAUAACUUUAUUAGGACUCAAGUAUUUACAAUGGGGAAGUAACUGGCAGUAACAUACAAUUUAUAACAUGAAGUGUACAAUGAAAUAACAAAAUACUAAAUCAGCACACUGGAGUAUAAACUAGGCUUUAUCCUGUAAAUAUCAUAGCCAUCAGUGUUUCUAUACGUUCUUUGAUAACAUUUCGUAUUUAGAAUUUUUGUAUACCUACGUACAUGUUAAUGAAGUGUACUCUAUCUAUUUACAAUUUAUCGCCGUCACUCCAUUCUGUGACAUUAGAAAGGUGCUAGUUAUCUUGAAAUACAUAAUGUAAUUAGAUAACGCGGAAUAUAAUGGAUUAUAAUUUUGUAAUUAUUAUUUUGUUCAUCGAACUAGUCAAAAUUUAUUUCUGGAGUGACGGCAUAUAAUAAAAGAAGACAAUGUAAUAAUGAUUUAUUUGUAAUCUACCGGUAUCUUACUUAUUUUAUAAUUCAAUUCUUUUUUUAAUAAAUAUAUUUGUAAUAUCUAA